Messenger RNA from Miscanthus lutarioriparius, 453 nucleotides. Lineage: Eukaryota; Viridiplantae; Streptophyta; Magnoliopsida; Poales; Poaceae. The record is from the annotation of a GenBank genome assembly.
AUGGUGUCCGGCCGUAUCCUCGUCUCCGCAGGCGUCCUGCUCUCCGCCCUCGCAGUCUGCGCCGCCACCGUCGAUGUGACGGCGUGCGUUCCAGGGCUGGCCAUCCCAGUCCCGCCCGUGCCGAGCUGCCGUGUCUACGCGGUCAGCCGGACCUGCGGACUCGGCGGACCCUACGGUCCCGUCGUUGACCCCUCGCCGGUGCUGAAGGAGAGGUGCUGCCAGGAGCUCGCCGCCGUCCCGCCACGGUGCCGGUGCGCGGUGCUGGGGUUCAUGAUGGACAGCGAGUACGGCGGCCUGCAGGAUUUCCGGGGCUGCACCCGGGAGAUGCAGAGGACCUUCGCUCGCCGGCUGACGAGGGCGGCCGAGUGCAACCUGCCGACGAUCGACGGCGGCAUGUGCCGCGAACUCGCUAGCCCUAGGCAGGGCAUAGAAUUAGUUUCGACAAACUUAUGA